This is a messenger RNA of Rattus norvegicus (Norway rat), 2225 nucleotides long. It is a transcript of the gene Dnali1, whose product is annotated as dynein, axonemal, light intermediate chain 1. The record is from RefSeq and is marked provisional. The transcript is spliced from 6 exons. Bases 3 to 779 code for a protein of 258 amino acids. NCBI's taxonomy places the organism in Eukaryota, Metazoa, Chordata, Mammalia, Rodentia, Muridae. Gene Ontology annotation, molecular function: dynein heavy chain binding. Gene Ontology annotation, biological process: sperm flagellum assembly. Gene Ontology annotation, cellular component: cilium; sperm end piece; sperm flagellum.
CCAUGAUACCCCCCGCAGACUCUCUGCUCAAAUAUGACACCCCGGUGUUGGUGAGCCGGAAUACAGAAAAACGGAGCCCCAAGGCUCGGCCACUGAAAGUCACAGUUCAGCAGCCUGGACCCUCUGGUGCAGGCCCACAACCACCCAAGGCCAAGCUGCCCUCAACUUCCUGUGUCCCAGAUCCUACCAAACAAGCAGAAGAAAUCUUGAAUGCCAUCCUGCCUCCAAGGGAGUGGGUAGAAGACACACAGCUAUGGAUCCAGCAGGUGUCCAGCACACCCAGCACCAGAAUGGAUGUGGUGCAUCUCCAGGAGCAGCUGGACCUGAAGCUGCAGCAGAGGCAGGCCAGGGAGACGGGCAUCUGCCCUGUGCGCAGGGAACUCUACUCCCAGUGUUUUGAUGAGCUGAUCCGGGAGGUCACCAUCAACUGUGCAGAGAGAGGACUGCUGUUGCUGCGUGUCCGGGAUGAGAUCCGCAUGACCAUCGCUGCCUACCAGACUCUGUAUGAAAGCAGUGUAGCAUUCGGCAUGAGGAAGGCACUGCAGGCCGAACAGGGGAAGUCAGACAUGGAGAGGAAAAUUACAGAACUGGAGACAGAAAAGAGAGACUUGGAGAGGCAAGUGAAUGAACAGAAGGCGAAAUGUGAGGCCACCGAGAAGCGGGAGAGCGAGAGGCGACAGGUGGAGGAGAAGAAGCACAAUGAGGAGAUCCAGUUCCUGAAACGGACUAAUCAGCAACUGAAGGCCCAACUGGAAGGCAUUAUCGCACCGAAGAAGUGAUAAUUUCCACAUGGGUCUCAGCAGGCCCCUUGCCCCAUAAGCCCAUUGUAAUAAAAAGCCAGUUUCCUCAGUGAACCAGCCAUCCCCUCCCCAGUCCCCACUCAUGCGAUUGUUAGAACUGUUGUCCCCGUGUCAUGAAACACCUAAGGUCUGGCGCCAGGGUCCUGGCUGGGUAAUGGAAGGUGGUGGAACCCUGUCCAUGUGUGGUUCAUAAAUUGGCUGGCCUGGGUCUUUGUCACCUCACUAACUUAGGGAGCAAGUGUUUCCCUAAAGAGACACCUUUGCACCGAGUGCAGUUCCCAGCUCACUGGCCCCACCCCCCCAUGUCACCUCUCUAAUGUAAGCUUCAGCACCUUGUUUUGGAGUUUGGUUUUAGACUGUAUCAUCUCAUUCCCAACUACCAAGUCAGCAGGACCCUGUCCUUAGUCUUUUUGGCUCCAAGAAGAGACAACAGCAGAGUCAAAGCCAUGCUCACUGAGAGGUACGAAAGUCUAGGUGUCUUGAGAGCUGUCUGCACCCCAGAUCCUCCUCCUGCUGGACAGCAGAGCCUGACUCCACACUCCCUAACUAGCUAGUAUGAACAGCUGAGGAGGUGGCCACCUCACACGGAGCUCUAGACAAGACUGGACUGAAGGCAGAUUGUAGAUCCAGAAGACUUAAAUUACAGACAGAUCUCCACUAGGGGAAAACCCAGGGCGGGAGAGGAUGAGCUCGGUGACACCCACCAUUCAAUCAAGUGACAAGGAACUGUUCUUAUACUGGAGCUAACAUUUCCUUCCAGUUGGUAGGAAGGCCUCAAGUCCACAGUAGCCCUGAAGGGGGGCCAGAGGAGUUCACUCCUGGGCAGCUCUGACCUCCAGCCCAGUCUAAGCUUACUGCAAGGCCUCUGAACCCCAAGUGCUGUUCUGAGUUGACUGGAUCCCAACACUCAGACCUCAUACUAGAAGUCACAUCUUGGACCCUCACCCAGUAUCCUGAGGAAUUAGGUCACCACUAGCAUAACCUGCCUAUGAAACAAUGUCCCUGUGGUGUGCUGGCUUUGUGGGUGGUGCAGGAAAGCAUAUGUACCCUAACAAGCCAAAGUUGCUGGAUCCCUCCUCAUGUCUCCAAGCCUCACCUGAAUGUCUCUGAAGCACUUGUGCUUUGUACACUCUAGGCCCCAGUGCCACUUAGUAGUGUAAGAGGAACACCCAUGUCCACAGACACACACAAGAGGGUCAGUCACAUGCUGGAGGAACUAAGGGCCAGGCCAAGUGUUUGAGAAACUCUGGGGUUGAGGAUUUCCUGUUGCCACUAGAACUGGGGUACGCCCUCACCACUGGGCUUCCCAAGUGUGCUGUGCCUUAUAGAUGCCACCUGGGCAUGGGAAAAUAAACACAGUUCCUACUGGCAUAUUUUUGUAUAAUUUAAUAAACAGCUUUCUAGCUGUUACUGCUUCUGUCUGAA